CUCGCGCCUCCUCUUGUUUACCAUUAGCUUCCUACCUUUGCGUUCCUCUGCUAUGGAGCAUACUCUCCUCUGCCAUCUCGCCCGCUCACGGAAGGCUGAUGUUGCAAGCAACUGGGGAAUCACCUCGCCAGGAACCCACCAGUGACAAGAAUCCAUCUCCAACGAAGACAAGAUUUGGAACGAUGAACCAGAGAGGAUGCGGGGAAGAUCCAGACUGUAGAUUAUUAUUGAAUUUAGUUUGUGGUUGGGUGGGCCUCAAAGCAAUCGGGUGGCUGGUGGCGGAUUCGAGAGCUGAGGGAGAGAGUGGAGGAACGCUGAGAUCUACAGAGAUUUCACACGAUGAGGCUGGCAGUGGAGAGUUGAUUAAUACGCCGUUGUUGGGGGUGGUCUGGGUAACACCAAGGGAAUGGUGUUCCAAGGAGAGUCGUUGUGCCUGUAAUUAGUGAGGUUUGCCUCAUCAUCCCUCAUUUGUGUCUUUCAUUCUAUUUGUUUUUGCCAAAAUCCACCGGUUUAAUGGUUGUAUUUGUUGUUGCCUUUAGCACAUAAUCUCUGAUCGAUUGUCAAGCUUGAUGGCCUCCACGGGAACCAAUAUAUCUCUGCAUUUUCAAACUCCAUUGUUCAUUUUUUCAGAAAGUAAAUGCCUUUCCUCAAUCUCGACACAGAUCAGUUCCUGCAUUUUUUCACUCGAGUUUCUCUUAUUUGAGCUUUCAAAUGCUUUGUUGUUUGGUUGUGUAGCGCUCGAGUUGAGAGCUUCCAGCAACCCAGGGGAUUGAUUCGACUCCAGCGAGAUAGUGUGGUGGCUUUUAGUGGAUUUAGAGGAGAGGCAGAUAACAACCAUGGCAGGUUGUGUUUAUUUGUUUGUCUUUUUCAUAUAUGGGUGGGGUUAAUUGCAUGGUUGGUCACUGAGAUUACAAAAAAUGUUCAAGUUUGGUCACUCGAAAUAUUUAAAUCCAUUGAUGGUACUUCAGUUUACUAAAAUCGUUCAAGUUUGGUCACUCUCCGUCCAACUCCGUUAACUUUUGCUGAUGUGGCAGUCAACUCUCAAAGUUGACCGUUAACUUAGUGACGUGGCAUUUAAAAAAUAAUAAAUAAAAUAAAAUUUAAUAUAUUUUAAUGUCCAACUCAUUUUUACCAUAAAAUAAAUAAAUAAAAUAAAAUAAACAUUAUUAUAAUUAUCAAAUUGAAGGGCACUUCCUCCUCAUCAGAUCAGCGACGCCUUCCCCCAUUAUGUAAAGUGCAGAUCAGGGAGCUGCAGAUAACAAAACAGAGGAGAAGGGAGACCUGCCUAGAAGCAAAAACAGAGUGGUAACCCUGGCCAAAUAUUGUUCUUCUCUGCUGCUCCUCGGUUUGAGUUUGAGCGCGCUUCUGGUAGUGGCUUUUGGUGCUGGUGAUGGGGAAACUAAGAUCGGGAGUUAUGAGCUCAAGAAAGAGGGAAGAUGUCUCUCAAGGUCACCAACUAUGGCGCCCAUAUGAUGUCUUUUAUCGUCCUAGACAAAUACGGUUAGCUACCCAACAUCUCUGAUUUUGAUAUCUUCUUGUACAUCUUUCAUGGCUACUUCUUUCCUACUUAGUUUGUGUGUACGUUUUCCUUGAAUCGAAAUCUGGGUUUGCUUGCAAAGAAGAUGAAUGAUGUAAUUCUUGGAUAUGACAUUGCUGAGUCUUACAAGGUGAGAUCCAUCGCCUAGCUAUGAUUCAUUUUAGUUCUUCAAUUUUCACUUUUCACCGUAAUCUUCCAAUCCUGAUCCACACCACCUUCAUUCAUGUCAUAGUAAAUGAUCAUCACUUUCUCUGUCUCUCCCCCCACUCUCUGAUGAGAAACACAGUGGCAGGGGGCAAUGUUUACGGCUCAUCUUUUGCAGAGAAAAAAAGUAUCUUUUUUGUCCGUUUACAGCUCAAAUUAUAUAAAGUGCAGAUCAGGGAACAUAGGUUGAGGAGAGAAGUUGCUAAGGGCUAUGCCGCCUAAGAGUUUCCCAGUGGCGGAGGAUGCUAUCCAAACUAGUUCAGAAAACUGGGGGAUAAAAAACAACUAGGGCAGUAUUCCAUUUCUUGAUAAAGGAGAAAAAACGAUGAUUACCUGAAGAGUGAAGUGGAGAAGGAAGGAGGGAGCUUACUGCUGUGGGAUGAUUACCUGAAAAAAACAACUCGGCCAGUAUUCGCUUUUUGUUGUAAUCCCGGGUCUCCUGGCGCCACUGUUGGGCUGGCUUGGGAGCUCCGACGAGGAGGAAGCGCCCCCUUUCAAUUUGAUAAUUAUUAUAAUUUUUUAUUUUAUUUUAUUUAUUUAUUUUAUGGUAAAAAUGAGUUGGACAUUAAAAUAUAUUAAAUUUUAUUUUAUUUAUUAUUUUUUUAAAUGCCACGUCACUAAGUUAACGGUCAAUUUUGAGAGUUGACUGCCACAUCAGCAAAAGUUAACGGAGUUGGACGAAGAGUGACCAAACUUGAACGGUUUCAGUAAACUAAAGUACCGUCAAUGGAUUUAAAUAUUUCGAGUGACCAAACUUGAACAUUUUUUGUAAUUUCAGUGACCAACCAUGCAAUUAACCCAUAUAUGGGUCAAUAGCUAUCUUUCACCUCCGGGAGGAUUUCUUUCAUCAUUUGGGAUAUUUUUCAUUCAAGAUUUUACUCUGUUGCAUACAAGAAUUCUGGGAUGGACGAUCUGCCAUCAAUGUUGUCUUUGGAUGAAUCAAAUGGUUAGUACAUUAUAAUCUUUCUGAUCUUUUUUGGUCCGUGAAAUUGCUCACUGACAUAUUUAGAAACAGAGAACCUUGAGAAUAACUCCAAAUUUUUUGUUCCAUUUUUCAUCAAGGGUUGGAGCAGCAUUCCAAGGACCACCAUGAGCAAUCAUGCAAGCAUUGUUGCUAAAUAAACACAAGGCUGAUCGAUCUAAUUCAAUUUUUCAAUGUUGCUGCGAGGGUUGCAGGUGAGGCCCGGCUAUGCUAAGGCUAUUUUCUUUGUGAGCAUUAAUCUUUUUUUUUUUUACAAAAGAUAAUCUUCAUUGAUUGAAACAAAAGAUAGUUACACCCUGGAGAGCAGCCAGGCCUGGAAAUCAAAGAAACGACUAGCAGUCGGGUACAAAGAGAGGGUCUUUCGAGCCACCAAGUGGGCUACCCUGUUACUACGCCGACCUACAAAUCGAACAUUAAACCCUGAGCGAGUCGCCAAGUGGUGAAUAAUUUCAGCAAGAAUAGAACCAAUUCAACUAUCACUAGCAUCCUCAUGGUUGAUUUAGUCAAUAAUGACCUUCGCAUCGCCCUCAAAACCUACCUCCGUGAUACCCCGAUUCAGGCACCACAUGAUAGCUUCCCGGAGUACCAACACCUCUACUACCAUGGGAUCAUCGACGACCGAAACUGAAACCCAUCAGCCAUUAGGAUCACUCUAUCAGAAGACAUAAUUAUCAUCCCCCCAGCUGAGUGGGAUCCCUUCCUCUUAGUCUCGUCCCACAUACAAACCAGCUUAUCAGCCUCCACCAGCGCCGGCUGAUGUGUGGGGUGGGGGGUGCAAGAGGAGCGAGAGUUCUGAUCCACUGGCAGCCCAACCCAUUCCUCAUACUAUUGGUUGUACUGACGCAUCAGAGCAGGGAUCCCAAACUGCUUACCCUCAAAGACAACCCAGUUAUGAGAGCGCCAGAUUCUCCAAAGGACAGCAACAACCGCCAUGAGUACGGAUGGCUGAUCUAGUAGAGACAUUAACCGCUUAAGAAAAAGGGGAAAAGUGU
Molecule: messenger RNA, 3715 nt
Organism: Linum trigynum
Lineage: Eukaryota; Viridiplantae; Streptophyta; Magnoliopsida; Malpighiales; Linaceae
Source: the annotation of a GenBank genome assembly